Messenger RNA from Ylistrum balloti, 846 nucleotides. RefSeq names its product RING finger protein 151-like. Lineage: Eukaryota; Metazoa; Mollusca; Bivalvia; Pectinida; Pectinidae. Gene Ontology annotation, cellular component: plasma membrane signaling receptor complex. The transcript has a single exon. The coding region runs from base 1 to 846 and encodes 281 amino acids. Gene Ontology annotation, molecular function: zinc ion binding. Gene Ontology annotation, biological process: protein K63-linked ubiquitination; regulation of canonical NF-kappaB signal transduction; positive regulation of JNK cascade. The record is from RefSeq and is a predicted model, not a curated record.
AUGGGUUAUGACGUCGACAGAUUUGUGGUCAACGUAAAUGAAGGUUUGCUUUGCUGUGUUUGCCGUGACGUGUUAGAGGACGCAGUCCAGGCCCCGUGUGAACAUGCAUUCUGUCGUGCAUGCAUCGAAGGAUGGCUCGUCCAAAACACGCGCUGUCCAGAAGACAGGAAACCACUGUCAGUAGCUGUACUCAAACCUCUCUUUCGAUACAUGAAGAACGAUUUGAACAAACUGCAACUGAAAUGUUGCAAUCACUUCCUGGGUUGUACAUACAUUGGUGAUUUGGAGUUUAUGCAUACACAUGAAGCGGAAUGUCCAAUGGGAACGGUAGCAUGUCCAAACGAGAAAUGUAAACUAAUGGUCACUAGGAACGAUUUGUCUGACCACUUGGACAAUUGUGAAUUCAGAGCAAAACAAUGCACUCUUGGAUGUGGCAUGCUGAUGGUCUCACCGGAGGACGUUUCUCACAAUUGCAUCGCGGAACUCCGAACCGCAUUCGACGUUCUUCGGUCUGAAAUGACGUGUAAGAUUCAGGACCAGCGGCACGAGAUGGAGCUCCGUUUGAACAUGCAACGGGAACACAUGGUUCAAAAAGAAUCUAUAAUGCAAUGCCAAGUUGAUGAACUUAAGUCUGAACUAUCCCGCAUGUCACAAAAGAUGAAACUUCUGAUGGAUUUGGAGAUUCAAAGGCGCCAAGACGUCGAGAGACUGGAACUGGAGAAGAAAGAACUGAUGGAACUACUGAAAGGCCAGGUUCGUGAUGGUGCAGCGAGCAGGGGUCAAACGGCUGGUGCCAGUCAUAUGCACACCUCUUCAUCUUUCAUGGGCAAGGUCACAACCAUUUGA